UGAAUGCAGGACUUGUAUGCUUACUCUGGUAUUUCUACUUUUACCUAAGGACAGAAUCUGAGUACUUCUCAUAUGCCUCUGUUUACAAGCUAAAAUGUUCCUUGUAGGCUACUUUACAAAAUGACCUUUGCUUACUUCAUCAGUAGGACACGUGUUUACCCAACCUGAAAGUGCCUGGGAGGCCAACCAAGCGUCAACAGGCCGCACAAAAGCCCCAUUCACCGGUAACUGAACCCCAGACUAACGCUGCCACGUCGAAAUGUUUCAACAUAGAGCACUGGUCCAAAUGUUUUACUCGGUUUUGUCCAGUGAAGAGGACAGAUAGGGCAAGAACCGACAAUGCAGGGAGAAGCUUGUCUAAGCUCCAUAGUAACACUCUGACCUCACGUUAACUUCUUAUCUCGAGACAAUGGCUUUUAUCCGACUUAAAGGUGUGCCAUCAUACAGCUUUUAUUACAAUCCUCAGGCCACAUUUCCUGCGAUAUUGCACUACGUGUUGUGAGAGGUUUUUGAUGCGAACUGUAAGUUGAAGUCGAUGGGAGCUGGGGCUGACUGGAGAGCAGCUCCCCGGGAAGACAGGCGCUCAGGUUUGUCCCAGCAGCGGAAAUGUGUUGGACCAGUUCUCAGAAAUACCUGCUUCUCGGUGUGUGUGGCCACCGCGGGUUUUGUGCUCCUCCUGGGGGUCAGUCUGCUGUACUUACCGGACCCGUACAAGCUGGAACAGUUUGUCCCCGAGGAGAACCACGCGGUAACGCUCCUGAUAUGGACGCACCCGUUUGGACGGUACCGGAAACUUCCGAACUGCUCUGUUCUUUAUCAGAUCGGCGGGUGCACGCUCACAGACGACGUGCGCGUAUACCCGCAGGCUGACGCGGUGGUCAUCCAUCACCGGGAUGUUGCAACCGGCACCGCUGAUCUGCCACCGGAACCGCGGCCACUAGAACAAAAGUGGAUAUGGAUGAACUACGAGUCCCCCUCGCACACCUCCGGGCUGUGGCGCUUUGAGGGCGUUUAUAACCUCACCAUGACUUACCGGACAGAUUCAGACAUCUUCCUGCCGUACGGGUAUCUACUCCCCCGGGGGAGCAAAACCGAGGGUCUCAACGACCGGUUUGCGCACACGCUCCUCGCCCCCUCGCGCUCACACCUCCUCCGGCCCCGCCUCGUGGCCUGGGUCAUCAGCAACUGGUCUGAGUCCCAUGCGCGCGUGGCCCUCUACCACCAGCUCCGCCGGUACAUCCGGGUGGAUGUGUUCGGGCGAGCUGGCCGGCCUUUACCGGAGGACAGUGGCGGCAGCGUGGUGCGGCUGGUCGGUCGGUACCAGUUCUACCUGGCGCUGGAGAACUCGCAGCACACCGACUACAUCACAGAGAAGCUGUGGAACGCGGUGCGGGCCGGUGCCGUCCCGGUGGUGCUGGGUCCGUCCCGGCAGAACUAUGAGCGCUUUUUGCCCCCCGAGGCCUUCAUUCACGUGGACGACUUCCCCACAGUGCGAGGGCUGGCCCGGUACCUGCUGAUGCUGAGGCGGAACCCGGCCCGGCUGAGGCGACACCUGGACUGGAGAGGGGGCUACAGCCUGCACCAGCCCGCCUUCUGGGCCGAACACUACUGCACUGUCUGCAGAGCGGUGAGGAGGACCAGAGGCAGGGAAGACUCGGUCCAAGACCUGACACGAUGGUUCCACUCGUGACACUCACCUGAGAGACUCUAAAACAGUGGGAUUCACUGCCCAUUCAUUCAUAGCUGUCAAAGUUUACAACAUGCCUGUAUUUAUCAGCAACCAUUAUUGUUUGGGAAACUGUUGAUUUAAUUUAAUUUAAAUGACUUUUUGAAUGAUUGUCUUUCUUGAUAGGGAUGAUGCAAUUUAACACAAUUCCAUUAAAGAGUUUUACACUGAUUUUCCGCACAGAGAAUGUAUAGCUAUUGCUAAUUUUCCACUUGUCUCAUGGGUUUUUACUCGCACAUUGUAGUUAAAUAUAGGCUACAGAUUUCACUUUCAAUCAUAAGACUGAACUUUACUGCAGUUAUGUUGUAUAAUGAUGCAUAGUGUUUGACAGAUUUUGAGAAGCUGGUUUAUUACAGUAAAUAAUGUUUUUGUUGUAAACAUCUUUGCUUGAAACAUUAGUGUCAUGAAACAUUAGUUAUAUGGUGCUACAAGACUGACUAAUAAUUAAGGUGAUACAAUUUUCUUAUGCAAUUUGUCAAUCUUGGCACAAACUUCUACGCAGAAUUGCAAUGGAAAUCAGGGCCUGAAUGAUUGAAUGAAACACAUUGUCUUAAAAGUGGUCAUAAAUAAUAUCAAGAAAAUAUAAUUUCAUAGUAUAAAAUCAAGUAUGUUCAACGAGUGUAUGAUUGAGAUAAUGAAUGUAUUCAGGGUGUGAGUGUUUGAUUCAGUGAGGCAUUAUUGAGACAAUCUCCAAAGUACAUGUUUAUGAGGGGUUAGCACAAAGCCAUGUUAAUCAUCUUGGAUCUGCUUUGCUAUUAGCUUAUCACCAUACAUGGUCGAUGCCUGUGCCAAGCAUCCCUAAAAUAGCACUCUGUUUCUGCACAUCAUUGACCGCUUCAUUGCAGCGCUGGACUGAAUGACCUUAUUAAAGGUGUUGACAAUA
This is a messenger RNA of Trematomus bernacchii (emerald rockcod), 2609 nucleotides long. Its product is annotated as alpha-(1,3)-fucosyltransferase 4-like. Gene Ontology annotation, cellular component: membrane. The transcript has a single exon. The coding region runs from base 536 to 1690 and encodes 384 amino acids. The record is from RefSeq and is a predicted model, not a curated record. Gene Ontology annotation, molecular function: alpha-(1->3)-fucosyltransferase activity. NCBI's taxonomy places the organism in Eukaryota, Metazoa, Chordata, Actinopteri, Perciformes, Nototheniidae.